AUGGAUCCAAUUGAUUACCCCCAGGGGAUUGGUAACCCCCGGGGUGGUGUAGGGAUUGGCAUGGACCCAAUUGAUCCCCCCCAGAGGAUUGGUAACCCCUGGGGUGGUGUAGGGAUCGGCAUGGACCCAAUUGAUCGCCCCCAGAAAAUUGGUAACUCCCGGGGUGAUGUAGGGAUUGGCAUGGAUCCGAUAAUAUUGUUAGGUAAUUGA
Prunus armeniaca (apricot) is the source of this 210-nucleotide messenger RNA. NCBI's taxonomy places the organism in Eukaryota, Viridiplantae, Streptophyta, Magnoliopsida, Rosales, Rosaceae. The record is from the annotation of a GenBank genome assembly.